UCUGUCUUUCCUUUACUGCACAUGCGUUUCCUGCACGUUGAACAGCACAAACAGCAUGGCGGUUACCGUGCAUGAAGACAUGGAGGGGGUUGAGAAGGAGCCUGAGAAGGAGCUGGUUCGCCCCAAAAUGACUGGGGGUAAUAAGGGGGUUCUCAAGCAAAACAGGGAAUUCCUUGACUUUUUCUGGGACAUAGCUAAACCUGAUCGAGACAUCAGACUGAAGGCCAUUGAAGGUCUGAUUGAAUACCUAAAGAAAACCGAGAAGCCAGAUGAGCUGAAGUAUUCGCUGAAGAGAUUGGUGGAUGGCCUCUCCCAUGCAAGAGAGGAUGCACGCACAGGACACAGUUUAGCAUUGGCUCAGCUUCUGAGUGUGUUUGAGGAUAUCCAGCUGCAAAGCAUACUCGACCAGAUUAAAGAGAAAAACAGCCUACAAGCUCUGCAGAAGAAACAAAUCAGAAAUGUUGCAUUUGGGAACUUCUUUGGGGUGCUGGCUAUAUCACAGUCUACACGCCUCUCUAAGGAGCCCCAGGUCCUGCUGGAGUGCGUUCGCCUCUUGCAGCGUAUCUCCCAGUUCUCAGAGCAUCUCCGCGAUCUACCCAGAAAAACCAUGGUGGACCUCUUAUCUGAGACGUCUCAGGAAGUGUUUGAGGAAGUGCUGCUGGGGGCCCUGAAGAGCGACUUGACCUCUGCCCUCAGCACACCUGAGCACCUGGAGCUUCUCCUGGUGGCCAUGCAGAAAUUCCCUGAGGUGCUAAAGCCCCAAAAGCUCAAAAAGUUACUGGGCAGCGCUACAGUAAUCACCCAGGAGAACAUCCCAAAGUUGGUGGAUGUUCUGAAGACAGCAGCUCGCUCGGUUAAGAAGGAGCGGCAUCUUCCAACUGUCGCUGUUGACCUGCUGGAAGUGUCCUUGCGAGAGGACAGCUUUGACCUUUUCUGGAAUGAAAUCAUUCUGAAUGGGCUGAUGAAAGAUCAACCAGGUCCUUCACAUUACAUGUGCUUUCGGUUGCUGGGAGGUGCCCUGCCACUUUUGUCAGUGCCACAGCUUCGCCAAGCCCUGUCCGGUGAGGUGAUGAGGCAUUAUGGUGAACAUGUGGUGGUUGCUCAGCAACCAGAUCGCUUUAAGAUUGCCCCAGAGAUGGAUGUCUACGUCAAGGAGUUUUUGCAAGGCUGCGACGACCCGGACAAACAGCUGGCAGUCAUGGUGGGCUUCAACCAGCUCACCAACCAGGGCUACCCAGUGAUCCCCUCCUUCUGGAAGGUGGUGGAGUGCUUGCAGCCGGCCGCACUAGAGCGCUACGUGGACUGGCUGAAGGGCAUGUUCCUGCGGCCACAGCUGGAGAACUGCCUGGACUUCACCACGCGCCGGCAGAAGGAGAACCAGGGGGCCAGUGGGAAGAGCGAUGAGCCAGUACUCCGUAUGCGUAAGUGGAUUCUUCCCCGGCUGACCUCAAUCGUGGAGAACCAUCAGGUGAAGAAAGAGGAAGACUUGGUCAUGGACAUCGCCAGGUUCAUUUUCUUCCAUGCAUUCUUUACUGCCAAGAAAUCAACUCCAGACAUUCCAGAGACUGAGAAUAUGCCAUCUGUGGCUUUAGAUGAGAAGACUCGAGCAGGUGUCUUCUCCUGCUUCUUUGGGUUACUCCAACACCUGAACCACCUUCCGGUGCAGGGGGAGUCCAGCGAUGAUGUUGCCCCUAAGAAACAGCUCCAUGGUGUUACAGCCGACGGCAGCACGUGGCUCUUCUGCCUGAUCCAGUACGCCGACAUGCUCCUCAGCCAAACCGGCUAUGUCCAGUGUGUCAAGCCCUUCACCGCAGAGCAGAAGGGCGCCUGGGACAGCAUGAUGAAAUCUGUCGAGACCCUGCAGAAGAAAGCCAAGAAGAGCCAGACUCCAGAGAUCUCUGCGUUUCAGCUCCUCUUCCUGCUCGUUGGCAUAAACAUCUUCAAGUCCCCAGAGGAGAGUGUGGAGCUCAUCCAGGAUAUCCAAAGCUGCAUGGAAAAAGUGAAUGCCAAGAAAUCCAAGAGGAAGAAGAAGAAAGCCGAUGCUGAGGAGGAGGAGGAGCCCCACUGGGUGGAGGUGCUAGUGGAGAUCUUGCUCUCCCUGCUGUCCCAGCCCAGCCGCCUCAUCAGGCAGGUCUGCAAGACCGUCUUUGGCCGCAUCUGCCCACAUGUCACCCAGGGCGCCAUCACUGCUAUUCUGGAUGUCCUUGAUCCUAGCAAAGCUACAGAGGACAGUGCACUUGUGGUGACUGAUGAAAACAAAGCAAUGAAAAGAAAAAACGAAUCGGAUGAGGAUGAGGAUGAUGAUGAUGAUGAGGAAACUGACAAAAAGAAACAGAAAGUCAAAGCUGAGGGGGACGAGGAGAAAGAAGAAGAGGAGUCUGACUCGUCUGAUGAUGAUGAUGAUGAGGAGGAUGAUAAUAACGACAAUGAAGAAGUUGAUCAGAACUUCCGCCUGGAGCUGAUGAAAGUUUUGCAAGGCCAAAAUGCUCCGGCCACUGAGGCAGACAAGAGUGAUGACGAUGAGCUGGAUGAUGACGCCAUGAUGAAGCUGGAUGGCAACAUCGCCAGUCUCUUUGCAGAGCAAAAGAAACGCAUCCAGGCCAAGAAAGAUGAACGGGAAAAGCUGCGUAAAGAGAAGGUCCUCAUCAGAGACUUCAAGAUCAAAGUGCUGGAUUUGGUGGAGGUGUUCCUGGAUAAGCAGUCAGCCAACCCUCUGGUGCUGGGCAUGAUCGAGCCUCUGCUGAUAGUCGUCGAGAGCGGGAUGAGCUCAGACAAAGAGCAGCAGGAGAUAGACUUCCUCCGCAAAGCAGCAGACAUUUUCAAGAACACACUGUGCAGAGGAAAGCAAUACUGCAAGAACGUGGACGACCGUAAAGCGGAGCUUCAUGACCUUUUGGAAAGGUUACUCACCAGGGCACAGAAGCUGUCCGACUCCGCUGUUGCACUCUACUACUUCAGUGCUGCCCUGUAUUUGGUGAAGGUGCUGAGAGGUGUGCCUGCCGAGGGAGUCACAAAGCAGGAAGCUGUGGAGAGCCAGAGCAAGACCAUGGGGAACCUGGAUGUGGAGAGAGUGACUGGUCUCUUCAGGCAGGCUCUUGAAUCCUUCAUGACUCGCAGAAAUAGUCCUCUCACUGGAGCCAUGUUCAUUGACCUCUUCAACCGACUCCCGAUCUUUAGCAGCAACCUCCUGGAUAUGUUGGUGGAGUACAUCACAGGAGGAUUAAGAGAACAUCAGCAGGGGCAGGCCUGUGCCAUCGUGCUGAGGGGUCUGCAGUCUAGAGAUAUUCAGCAGCUUUUGGCCGGACCACGAUGGACGGAGUUGUGCCAGAAGACUGUGGAAAAAGUUACAGAAAGUCUUGGACAAGGACUAGAAAUGAAAAAUAAAAUUAUACAAGAGAAGAUUAUCAAAGCACUAGAGCUUUCUCUGUUUUUGAUUAAGAACAUUCGCACUCAGAAACUUGAGGUGAGCCUUGAGCCAAUCCAGAAGGCUUUGGAGUCUAUGAAUGAGAAACAUGAUUUCCACAAAUCUGGACAAAUGGAGGAUAUCUAUUGGAGUGUAAUGAAGCUCUUUGGGGUUCAAAAACCAAAAAUUGUGAAGACGAAAAAAGCAGAGGAAAAGCCCAUCACUGAGCAGACCCCAGAAGCUGAGGCGAAGAAGAAAAAAGGCUUCCUCCCCGAGACCAAGAUACGGAAGAAUCGCAAUAAGCCUGUGGUUGUGGAGGAGAAAAACGCCGCCAAGCAACCCAGUAAGCCCACUGCGCCCCCUGCUGCGGCAACUGGAGGAGAGGGAGAGCCAGGGAAGAACAAGAGGAAGAGGAAGAGGAAGAACAGGAAAAGAAAACAUACAGGAGGAGGAGGAGGAGGAGAGGUGGCAUCAGAUCAGUCAGCUGCCAAGAAAGCUAAAACGGUCAAUGAGUCACCUGCCGAGAAACCUAAAAUAGUUGACCAAUCGCCUGCCAAGAAAGACCAAACAGAGCCAAAGGGCGAUAAAAAGAAGAAAGGAAAGAAGGGAGCUGCCGAAUGAUGCAUUACUAACCUUUUCCUUACUUUUUCUCCUUUUAAGCCUAAUGGGCUUUAUAGCCUGUUUGUGAAACUUGCUCUGAGGAGCACCUCUAUGAUUUUUAAUACUCAAGCUGAGACUGAGCGGCUCUGUCAAAAAAAAAAAAAAACAUAUGUUUUGUGGGUGUGUCAUAACCUUGUUUGUUGCAUAUCAUGAGCAUGUUUUGAAAGGUUCAUAUACAUGUGACAUAAAAUUUAAAUAAUUUUAUGUACAAAA
Clupea harengus (Atlantic herring) is the source of this 4276-nucleotide messenger RNA. RefSeq names its product MYB binding protein (P160) 1a (gene mybbp1a). The record is from RefSeq and is a predicted model, not a curated record. Gene Ontology annotation, biological process: regulation of DNA-templated transcription. Gene Ontology annotation, cellular component: nucleolus. Gene Ontology annotation, molecular function: sequence-specific DNA binding; RNA binding; transcription corepressor activity. NCBI's taxonomy places the organism in Eukaryota, Metazoa, Chordata, Actinopteri, Clupeiformes, Clupeidae.